CAUCUCCAGUCAUGCUCAGACUCUGGGCCUUGCACAGACCCUCACACAGACUGUUUCAUCGCAGCACCGUGUGUCUGGACCAUGUCUUACAGCAACUUCAGGCCUGCACAGAAGAGGACCAGGUCUUCAACGUGGUGGGCAAAAACAAGGCCAAGCUUUCAGUCGGCCAUGUGGGCUGUGCCAUGCGACUGCUGUGGCAGUUUCAGAAGGAGAGGCCGGAGAUGCUACGAACGGUCGGGGUAAUCCGGAACCACCCGCAGUUUCUAACACUUCGAGUCCUGGCUGAAAACAAGAUCGGUCUGAUGGACGACCCGACAGUGGUGGAUGUACUUUAUAGUGUGCUCAGGCUCCACAUUGAACCGUAUGACUCCCUGGUCCAGCAGUUGGUGAUUGAAGCCUGGAAUAGAUUAGAAAGAUUUCCGAUGACGACGCUUUCGAAGUUAGCUAUCUGUUUAAACGAUCUGGCUCUGUACCACAGCCCACUGAUGGGUCAGAUCACUGAGAUCGUGAAUCAGAGGCUGGAUUCGAUAGACGAUGCCAGAGCGCUGACCACCCUGAUGAUCAGUAUAUCCUCUCUGCUGUCUACUCGCUUACGAGACGCGCUGAUCGAAAAAGCCAACGUUCUUCUAGACACCAUGGACAUUUACCAGUACAACAAUCCCAGGAGGAUAGUGCAGUUCCUCCGAAACAUCAGGUACAUUCAUCGGCCCAUGUUGGAAAAGUGCAACCGAAUUCUCCUUCAGAACGUCCCGCAUCUGGAUGCUGAGAACCUCAGUAUCAUCAUAACACUGUAUCAGUCGGUGCAGUUCAGCAACUGGGAUUUCAGACAGGCAGCCAGGCAGAGGCUGAUGGAGCUGGUGGACACCAGCACCGAUCCUGUGACUUUUACAAAGCUCCUAGUCGCACUGGGAUCACUCGCUGACCAGGCAACCAGAGAGAGGUUAGAGAGUACAGCACUGCUGUUGGCGGAUGAACUGAACGCUCACCAAGCACUGGCGAUUGCCGAGACACUGGUGGAGAAUCAGUGCCGCAACCCACAACUGAUAAAUAAGAUUGCAUCAGUACUGCACAAAAACGUGGGCGUGUACAAGCCGGUGGAGAUCGCCAAGAUCAUUCAGGCUCUCAUAUCACUGCACUGCCAGGGUCCUGAGCUCUUCUUAAGGCUGAGGAGCAUUGUGCUUCGUUACAUGCAGGACAGCGUGCACCCGUACGAAGUGGCCAUGCUGACCCGUGUGCUCUCAUUGCUCCCCACUCCGCGUGUGGAGGACGCGGUCCUCGCCCGUAUCGACGUCAUGCUACCUCAGUGCAGUUUGAUGGACCUUAACGCGUUCACAGUGGCCAUCGCAAAAUGGAUGCGAAACGACUCCACCUACGGGCACGGUUCUCACGGCAAGUACGUGCGUCUGCUUCAGAGCGUGAACCGCUGUGCGCUGAAGCGGGUACACGCGGCCGAGAGACUGGACCAGGUGAUGGAUGAGCUGAAGUACAUGUCAGGGGAAUGGUUCGAGGAGAUGCUGCUAGAGGAAACCAUCGUGGUACUUCAGAGGUUGGCAGAUCAGCUUUCCUGGAUCAUUGUACCAGAGCUGGCACUCUUACUGACCAGGACUAGUUAUCGCUGUAAUGUUUUACUGGACAGAGUCGCCAGUGUGGCCCUAGAGAACAUACAUAAGAUUCAUUUUUCGGGAAUUUACGCCACGUUGCUUCCCUUCGCUGUACUUAACUACGAUUCCCCCAUCGUAGAUGAGUUGUUCGAUGCUUACAUUCAACAUUUUAUUCCAAAUAUUAGAUUCCUUGACCCUCACCUGCUGGUCCUGUUGGCGUACGCCUUGGCCGUGGCUGACCGUUUUCCAGAGCCAGUUAUCAGAGAGAUAUUCAGUGUGGAUUUCCUGGGCAAACUGGAUGCACAGCUUGAGACGCUGUCAAACGCUCUGAACAUGCGGGUGCGCUCACGUCUCAUGCAGCUGAACCGCGCCGUCUGUCUCGAGUGCCCAGAGUUCCAGGUGCCCUGGUUCCAUGAGCGCUACUGCAUGCAGCUUCUGAGGAAAAACCACAGCUCAGUCAGUCCAGUCCAGCAACAGAUCCACAGGAUGCUGGGUGAAGUGCUUGGAGACAUUAACUGUGCCAAAGUCGCGGUGCCGACGCCGUACUUCUACUCUGUUGAUUUUGAGUGCAUCCUGGACCGCAAUCAGCAGCCAGUACCCUACAGCAAACCCAGCCGACUGCAGAUCAGCGAGAACGGCAAAGUGCAGUGGGAUUCCAGUUCAUCCGGGGAGGACAGAACAGAGCUUCCUCCAGGUGCUCGCCGCAUUGCUUUGGACUUCUUGGAUUCCAGAUCGUUUUGCAAAAACUCACCUAACGUUAAAGGAGAAGUUCUGAUGAGAAAGAGACAUCUGGAGAUCUUAGGAUAUCAUGUGCUGCAGAUUCCUCAUUUCGAAUGGAACUCUAUGGAGCUCUCGACGCCUGAUGCCUGGAAGGAAUAUUUGAGACAGAAACUGUUUACAGAACCGUCCUGAGACUCUUACAUCGUCAAAAACCCUGAACUGUGGGUCAGAAAUGGAGAAGUGACUGAAUGAAGUGUGUAUUGUGUCCUCUUACACUCUUACGCUGAAUGUUGGAUCGAAUACCAAACACCACCACGCUGAUUUAUACCUGAUGAUGCCUCUAAACAAUGCAAAUGUAAUACAGUACUGAUGUUUGGAUUUUACAUAGAAUGUAAUAUAUUGUUAUUACAAAUGAUAUUCUGAUAUUAGCAGUUGCAGACAUUCUCAGACCUGAAUAAAGUUUUCUAAAAUAAAAGAUAAUGUUUUUAAAAAAUGUGACACGAGUGUA
Messenger RNA from Trichomycterus rosablanca, 2829 nucleotides. RefSeq names its product FAST kinase domains 1 (gene fastkd1). Lineage: Eukaryota; Metazoa; Chordata; Actinopteri; Siluriformes; Trichomycteridae. Gene Ontology annotation, cellular component: mitochondrial matrix; ribonucleoprotein granule. Gene Ontology annotation, molecular function: RNA binding. The transcript has 14 exons. The record is from RefSeq and is a predicted model, not a curated record. The coding region runs from base 12 to 2513 and encodes 833 amino acids. Gene Ontology annotation, biological process: regulation of mitochondrial mRNA stability; mitochondrial RNA processing.